Lineus longissimus is the source of this 3156-nucleotide messenger RNA. RefSeq names its product lysosomal cobalamin transporter ABCD4-like. The record is from RefSeq and is a predicted model, not a curated record. Gene Ontology annotation, biological process: peroxisome organization; very long-chain fatty acid catabolic process; fatty acid beta-oxidation. Gene Ontology annotation, cellular component: peroxisomal membrane. NCBI's taxonomy places the organism in Eukaryota, Metazoa, Nemertea, Pilidiophora, Heteronemertea, Lineidae. The transcript has 15 exons. Gene Ontology annotation, molecular function: ABC-type transporter activity; ATP binding; ATP hydrolysis activity. Bases 111 to 1991 code for a protein of 626 amino acids.
UUAGAAUACAUUGCUUUGUUUUAAUGCAAAUGGGCUUUAGGUUGUCACUAUACCAGAGAGACAAGAAUCAUUCAUAUUCUGCGAGGAGGUCUUAGCUAAGAGUCAAGACCAUGGCUAAUAUGGAUGUCAGGGUUAAACCUGGGAUACUGGACUUGGGAUCAGUAAGUUAUGGCUUCGACCUGUGUUUUUUUAGACGAUUCUUUCGACUGACAAAGGUGAUGUUCCCUCAAGUAAAGGCAUCAUCCGUUCUACUGUUUUUUGCCUUACUACUUGUGUGCUUGCUUGAGCAAGUUAUAAUUGCUAGUGUUGGUGUCAUACCCAGCAAGUUUUACAAGGUGUUGGGAGACAAAGAUGCGACUGGAUUCAAACACGAGAUUAUCAUGGCUUCCAUUCUCAUCAUUUCAAUUGCAUUUGUUAAAAGUACACACCAGUACAUGGCUUCCUUGCUGUAUGUAUUUUGGAGAAAACUUAUCACGAAAUACAUCCAUAAGCUUUACUUCAGAGAUAUUCUCUAUUACAAAGUCAACAUUCUCACAAAAGGCAUAGACAAUCCGGAUCAGAGAAUCACUCAAGAUGUGGACCGAUUCUGUCUCAAUCUCAGCCAGAUAGCACCAUUGAUUAUCAUAUCGCCGUUUACCAUUGUGUAUUAUGUCUACCAGGCAUGGAUGAGUACUGGUUACAUUGGACCAGUCAGUGUCUUCAUAUUCUUUAUUGUCAUCACGAUAAUCAACAAGUUCCUGAUGUCUACAGUGGUCAAGUUUUAUAUGCAACAAGAAAGAUAUGAAGGAGAUUUCAGGUUUAAACACAUGCAGCUGAGAGUGAAUGCUGAAUCGGUAGCUUUCUAUCGAUCGGGGAGGUUGGAAUGGGAUAAAACGAACAAGAAACUAAACACCUUGCUGAACACACAACAGAAACUUGUCCUUAAGGAAUAUGCCUUGAAUUUCUCGAUAAAUAUGAGUGACUAUGUUGGAAGUAUUCUAAGUUAUCUGGUGCUAGCCGUGCCGAUAUUCGCUGGUGCUUACGACUCACUGUCGCCAUCGGAUCUGAGUGCUUUGAUUAGCCAAAAUGCUUUUGUGUGCAUAUACUUGAUUAGCUGCUUCACCAAACUCAUCGAUUCUUCGGUGCAAGUGACAGAUAUUGUUGGAACAACUCACCGUAUAGUCCAACUGGUCGAAGCAUUAGAUCACUACGCUUCUCUUCAGAAGGAUGACGGCCUGGAGGACAGUACUUUGGUAUUCACCUCAGGAAACGAGAUGGAAUCUGAAAGCCGUGGAACUGCCGUCACAUUUUGCUCCAGUGCUAGUAAACCGGAUGUCAAUUAUGUGUACGAUCUCAACAACGUCUCCUAUGCUCUUCCAUCCGGAGAUGUCAUGUUAAAGAAUUUAACAAUGCAGAUUCUGCCAGGGGUCAAUGUCCUUAUCACAGGUGACAGUGGAUGUGGGAAAAGUUCUCUCCUGCGUGUGCUACACAAACUAUGGCCAAUUCUAUCUGGGUCAAUUGAGGUGAAUGUACAACCUGGACCAGUUGGUGCUAUCUAUUUACCUCAGAAACCAUUCUUUACAAAUGGGACUCUUAGAGAACAAAUCAUGUACCCUUACAAACUGGUGAAUUCACCUGCCAUGUCUAAUGUGGAUCAUAAGUUACAACAGUAUUUAGAGCUGGCAGAUCUAAAUAGCGUGUACUACAGACUGGGAGGUCUUGACAUGAAGGAUGAUAUCAACUGGUAUGACGUCCUCUCUCCAGGAGAAAUGCAACGACUAUCGUUUGUUCGUCUCUUCUUCCACCAACCAAAGUUUGCUGUUCUUGACGAAGCUACAAGUGCCAUUGGACUAACUGCCGAAAGAGCAAUGUACGAAAAAUGUCAUGAGUUUGGAAUCACUGUUAUAAGUGUCGGCCAUAGAGACUCGCUAAAAGCUUACCAUGACUGUCAGCUUCAUCUUGACGGAAAGGGAGGAUGGACAUUAAAUGAUAUUGUUCAUAUAAAUCAAUGAGGAGAAUAAAGCAAACAGCAAGCUUGACGUUCUCAGAACAUGUGAAAAAAAGCUAAAGUUUAUCGUAAUGUUACCUUAGGGGCCAAAUCAGUUGUUUGAGCUUCUGUAAACCUCUUUAUUUUUGCUAGCCUAACAUUUUCACAACUUUAGGGGCACAAAUAUGUUCAACUUAAUGGUUUUUUUCAUUGAAAAGUGCACCCAUUCGCAGAAAUAGAUGGCAGUAAAACGAUGGUCUUUGGCGGCAUGAAACCCCCUAGACCCGAGGUGUCGAUAAACAGUUAUUGUACAGGGUCAUUGAAUUCAUCUCGAUUUAUAGUUACUGAUACUUUAAAAAAUUCUGCAAGAAUUGCUCAAGUUGUUUUUAUGUUUGUUCGUGCUGAAUGAGUAGGGCCUACUUUCAGAAUAUGUUUUGUUUAUCUAUAGGAUAGUUCCAAAAUGUACCUGUUGAGAUGUGGGUAGGUGGUAUUUUGCUUGCUUUGGAUUCUAUUUUGAUUGCUUUAGGGCCGGCUUCAGUCUUGCAUGAGAAGAAGAUAUCCGCCUCACAUAUAUUUUCGAUUGUAAGACUGUUAUAACAGUACAUAGCUACUAGUACCUCUUACAUGUUUUUUGUGUUUCAAUUAUUGUUGCCAAUGACCCGUAUCCAUUCGAAAUAGAUGAUACAGUGGUCUUCCAAAUGUGGUAUUGUCAUUGUUGGGGAUGUCAUGUCUCAAGGAGAUUUCUUUUGAUACGGCUAUUGAAUUCUGUAACAAAUGUGAAUAAAAUUAGGUUUUUAGAGAUUCCUUUGCAUUUACUAUCACGGUGUCCGAUCAGUGACAAUUUACUUUAUUCGUACCCAAUGUCGCUCAUGCGAAACUACUUUUGGUUGUCGUGCUGGCAGUUAAUCUAUCUGGCAAAUAGAAGGGUUGACUGGUGAGUACAUAAUACGCUGUUGCCCCUGCUGCCUGCCGCUGCCUGAAAAACUGCGAAAGCAAUCACUAGCGAUGCAUAAGCGAAAUCACGUACAAAUAAUAAUAAUUUUGUCUUUGACAGGAGACCAUGAAAAUGUUAAUUUCAAAUAAUGCUUUCACGCCAGUGAUUGUAAAAUGUUGUAAACUGAAAUCAAAGCUUUACGGGAGAAAUUAUUUGUUUUCAUCUUAUUUAUGUUUCAAGAAUCUUGAUUCACUAA